Molecule: messenger RNA, 5251 nt
Organism: Callithrix jacchus (white-tufted-ear marmoset)
Lineage: Eukaryota; Metazoa; Chordata; Mammalia; Primates; Cebidae
Gene: PLEKHD1
Product: pleckstrin homology and coiled-coil domain containing D1
Source: RefSeq, a predicted model, not a curated record
CCACCAGAAUUGGGGCUGUCGCCGGGGGGAGGGAGACGUGCCGCGGGCCCAAGGCUGAGCCGCCCUCCCCGCCGAGUUCUCGUCCGGCCCUCGGCAAUCCCAAGCCCGAGCCGCCGGCUGCGCGUCCCGCGCCCCCUUCUCGCCACGUCUUACCUCCCGCGCGCUUUGAUGCGGCAGCUUUGGGCCGGGGCCGCUCCGCUUCUCCGAUCGCUGGGACCCUACCCGACGGCUCCGCCCUCGCCCCUCGCCCUGAGUCCCUGCCAACCCGGGGGAGGUGGGGUCCGGGCCGGGCGCAGCCCCGCUGAGGCAGCAUGUUCACGUCCAAGUCCAACUCGGUGUCGCCCUCGCCGUCCCUGGAACAGGCCGACUCGGACGCGCUGGACAUCAGCACCAAAGUGCAGCUCUACGGCGUACUGUGGAAGCGGCCUUUCGGGAGGCCGUCGGCCAAGUGGUCCCGGCGGUUUUUCAUCAUCAAAGAGAGCUUUCUGCUUUACUACUCUGAGAGCGAAAAAAAGAGCUUUGAAACCAAUAAAUACUUCAAUAUACAUCCUAAGGGCGUCAUCCCUCUGGGGGGCUGCAUCGUGGAGGCCAAAGAAGAGCCCAGUAUGCCCUAUGCCAUGAAGAUCUCUCACCAGGACUUCCAUGGGAACAUCUUGCUUGCUGCUGAGUCGGAGUUUGAGCAGAUCCAGUGGCUGGAGAUGCUGCAGGAGUCUGGGAAGGUGACCUGGAAGAAUGCCCAGCUGGGAGAAGCCAUGAUCAAAAGCCUGGAGGCCCAGGGGCUGCAGUUGGCUAAGGAAAAGCAGGAGUAUUUAGACAAACUGAUGGAAGAGACGGAAGAACUCUGCCUUCAGAGGGAGCAGAGAGAGGAGCUUGAGCGCCUCAACCAGGUGCUGGAGGCCGAGAAGCAGCAGUUCGAGGAAGUGGUGCAGGAGCUGAGAAUGGAGCAGGAGCAAAUCAAGAGGGAGCUGGAACUGACUGCAAGAUGCCUUAAGGGUGUAGAACAAGAGAAAAAGGAACUGAGGCACCUUACGGAGUCCUUGCAGCAGACGCUGGAGGAACUCUCCAUAGAGAAGAAGAAAACCCUGGAAAUGCUGGAGGAGAACGAGAACCACCUGCAGACACUGGCCAAUCAAAAUGAGCAGCCCCCUCCCAGCGGGGGUCUCCAAAGCAACCUCCGGCAGAUCGAGGAGAAGAUGCAGCAGCUCUUAGAGGAGAAGCUCCUGGCAGAGAAGCGGAUAAAGGAGAACGAGGAGCGUUCACGGGCCCUGGAGGAGGAGUGUGAAUUCUACUCCAGCCAGUCCCAGGCAUUGCAGAACUCGCUGCAGGAGCUGACGGCAGAGAAGCAGCAGGCUGAGCAGGAGCUCAAGGCUGAGGUGAAGGUCCGAAUGGACCUGGAGAGGCGUCUCCGGGAGGCAGAGGGGGCCUUGCGAAGCCUGGAACAGGGGCUGAACUCCAAGGUGCGGAAUAAGGAGAAGGAGGAGAGGAUGCGGGCAGAUGUGAGCCAUCUGAAAAGGUUCUUUGAGGAGUGCAUCCGGAAUGCCGAGCUGGAGGCCAAGAUGCCUGUAAUCAUGAAGAACUCCGUGUACAUCCAUAAAGCAGCCACUCGCCGCAUCAAGAGCUGCCGCUUCCACCGGCGCCGGUCCAGCACCUCCUGGAAUGAUAUGAAGCCAUCCCAGUCCUUCAUGACCUCCCAGCUGGAUGCCAACAACAUGGAGGAGCUAAAGGAGGUGGCCAAGCGGCUCAGCAGGGACCAGCGCUUCCGGGAAUCCAUCUACCACAUCAUGGCCACCCAGCCUGGAGCCCCCUCAGCACUCUCCCGGAGCGGAAAGUGAUGGGCGCUCCUCCCCUGCCUCCCAGUCUUUCCUGGAUGGGUCGGGGAGAAGGGGUGGCAGAGGGAGGCCUCACUCUACCAGCUCCUGGACUCUCUGGUUUGGAGCCUGCCUCUCCUCUGGGGCAGAGCUCCAUCUGGGGCCAGCCUUGCCCUCAAAGGACAGGGACACUGCCUUCCUCACCCUCACCCCACACCCCACUUUUGGGUCUACACCAGGGCCAUGCAGGCCUGAGCGGGUGCUGGUUGUCAUGGUGAGGUGAGGACAGGGUCUGGUUGUAUGUGGAGAUUUGUGUUGGAUGGGGAGAGGGGCAGGGAGAGGCUGUCUACCACUGUGCGGUCGGGCAGGGCCUGCCCCACUGAGGAAGAUGGCUGACCACAUCUUCCCAUAGCCCAUAGCCUAUUCUGUGGAAAGAGAAGUAUCACUGCCUCUAAGCACACAUGCACAUCUUCUGCUAGGCUGGCCAAGCUCAGGCUGGGCUGCCCUGCUCUUUGCUCAGUGCUGCCUGCCAAAACUAAUCUUAGUGGCCCCUAUCAGUGACGGGUGGACUUUGAUGGCUUCAUCUAGUCUCUGCAACAUCCAGCUGGGGAGAGGGCUGAGUCAGUUUGGAAUAAAUGCAUUUGACAGGGCUGAGUCUAAAUGUAAAACUUUAAGCAUGUAUAAACCUGCAUGUAUAUAAAUAGCUGGGCAUGGUGGUGCCCAUGGACCUCUCUGGGACUCUGCAGCCCUGCCCCUGGUCCUCAUGUAGAAAGGCCUCAUCUCCUCACCUUGACAUUCCCUUUUCCCCAGGAUUUCCCAACGCUCUCUUUGCUUUUGACACUCAGUGAAAUGUCCCUCGGCUGAGGCCCCUCAUUUACACCACAUCAAGGUGUCGGGAGGAAAGGGGCAUAGGACAGCAGCUUCUGGGCUCCUGACAUGCCGCACACCUGCCACAGUGCUGCCUUUCCUGAGCUCCGGCCCUGGCUGGGGGACCACCUGCUGAAUCCCUUCCUCCUCUGGUGCGCUUACUCACUCACACAGCCUCGGCACCCUGUGUGGGCAGAGUGAUGGCACCAUGUCCCUCCUGCAUGUGCACCUAGGGCCCUGGCUGAGAGUUGGGGCCAGCAGUGAUGCUGGGGGCUCUCCCAGAGGACAUGUAAGAAGCUUAGGAGUGGGCCAGACACAGUGGCUCAUGCCUGUAAUCCCAGCACUUUGAGAGGCCAAGGCGGGAAGACCACUUGAAGUCAGGAGUUCGAGACCAGCCUGGCCAAUACAGUGAAACCCUGUCUCUACAAAAAGAUAAAAUAAAUAAAAUAAAUAGCUGGGCAUGGUGGUGCACACUUGUAGUCCCAGCUACUUGAGAGGCUUAACCGAGAGGAUUGCUUGAGCCUGGGAGGUUGAGGCUGUAGUGAGCUGAGAUCAUGUCACUGCACUCCAGCCAGGGUGACAGAACAAGACCCUGUCUCAAACAAACACAAGCAAAACAAGCUCAGGAGUGAAGGAAAGUCACUCUGGUUCCUGCAUUAUGUACUCCUGGUUGGGUAAGGAGCCAGUGUUCCUGCUGGUCAAGAGAUCACAGAUGGCUCCUUCCCAACUGUUCCUGCUUCAGUCACCUUGCUGCCUCCUCUCCCUGCAGAGGCUUCAGCCUGUGAAGCAGCGUGACCAUGAACCUUAGUAGAUGGGGAGAUUGGGCCUGUGAUGAGGCCAGUAGUCACAAACAUCAAUCUGUAGCUUCUGUGGAAGACCACUACCCUGCAGGGGGCUCAGGGUGUGUCUGUACCUCACUUGUGGACAGACAGACUGCCCAGCACCUCUCCCUGCAGGCCCACCCUCCAAACUACCUGAGGCUAUUGGCCUGUCCAGAAAAGGGGUCCUUCUGGGAUCAGGGUGCUCUUGGAUACUGCUGGCAUUAAAGGUGCUCAUUCUUUGCUGCUUGGAAAACAGAGACGUUCUGAGAGAUAGACAGAUAGCUUCUAGGCAAGUACCAGCCGAAGGUGCAAGUCCCUGGGAGCCCAUAGCCUAUUCUGUGGAAAGAGAAGUAUCACUGCCUCUAAGCACACAUGCACAUCUUCUGCUAGGCUGGCCAAGCUCAGGCCGGGCUGCCCUGCUCUUUGCUCAGUGCUGCCUGCCAAAACUAAUCUUAGUGGCCCCUUUCAGUGACGGGUGGACUUUGAUGGCUUCAUCCAGUCUGCAGCAUCUAGCUGGGGAGAGGGCUGAGUCAGUUUGGAAUAAAUGCAUUUGACAGGGCUGAGUCUAAAUGUAAAACUUUAAACAUGUAUAAACCUGCAUAAACCUGGAACUUGUUUCUCUAAUACAUAUGAAAGAUGAACUUUGAAAUGAAGGGGAAUAUUUAUAAAACCAAGAUGACUGUUUCCUUUGUUUUUAAAGAAUUAAUCGUGGCUUGCUUUUAGAGAGAUCUUUUGUAAAUUUUCAAAUGCAUUUGUUUUUCUUGGGCAAGCUAUUAACCAGAAAGGAAAGUGCUAAUCUUCAUUUGCUUUGUGCUGCUAUAACAGAAUACCUGAGACUGGGUAAUUUCUAAGAAACAGAAAUGUAUUGGCUCACAGAUAUGGUGGCUAAGAAGUCCAAUAUCAAGGUGCUGGCAUCUGGCAAGGACCUUCUUGUUGCAUCAUCCCACAGUUGAAAGACAAAGAGACAGUGAGAGAGCAAGAGAAGCCAAACUUAUUCUUGUAUAACAAACCCACCCCCUUGAUAAUGACAUUAAUCCAUUCAUAAGGGUAGAGUCUUCAUGGCUUAAUCAACUCUUAAAAAUCCCACCUCUUUUGGAUCACCUGAGGUCAGGAGUUUGAGACCAGCCUGGCCAACAUGGUGAAAUCCCAUCUCUACUAAAAAUACAAAAAUUAUCUGGGAGUGAUGGGUGUCUGUAAUCCCAGCUUCUCGGGAAGCUGAGACAGGAGAAUCACUUGAACCUGGGAGGGGGAAGUUGCAGUGGCUGAGAUUGCGCCAUUGCACUCCAGCCUGGGCAACAUGAGUGAAACUCCAUCUUAAAAAAGAAAGAAAGAAAAAAGGUCCCACCUCUUAAUAUUGUUACAAUGGCAAUCAAAUUUCUUUUUUUAAUCCUGCAAACUACUGGGAUGGUAACUAAAUUUCAAUGUGAGUUUGGGAGGGAACAAACAUUCAAACUCUAUCAGUGCUUUUCCAUGCACAUUUACCAGUUGGUACUUCCUCCUAUUCUCAACCUGUAUUUUCCAUGCCUCAGGCAAGUCUGAGUUAUCUUCAGCCAACUGAACAAUCCAUGUGUUUAUUUGUUAAAAGCUUACUAUGUAUUUAGCUCUGUAAAUAGAAAAAUAGCAACAUCUCUAUAUGAAAGUAUGUAGGGAUGGAAAUUGCUUAAUGGAACUAUAUUGAUAUAAUUUUUUUAAUUUUUAAGAACAAAACUGUUAUUCCUUGGCCAAUUAAAUGCAUUUCCUGCAAUAUCUCUUUAA